Molecule: messenger RNA, 7119 nt
Organism: Seriola aureovittata
Lineage: Eukaryota; Metazoa; Chordata; Actinopteri; Carangiformes; Carangidae
Gene: sacm1la
Product: SAC1 like phosphatidylinositide phosphatase a
Exons: 20
Coding region: 313-2073 (586 amino acids)
Biological process (GO): phosphatidylinositol dephosphorylation
Cellular component (GO): endoplasmic reticulum
Molecular function (GO): phosphatidylinositol-4-phosphate phosphatase activity
Source: RefSeq, a predicted model, not a curated record
GCUUGCUUAGUUGUUUGUAUUGUUUCUGUAUUUACCCUGAGUGUGAUUGUAAUAAAAGAUUGCCAAUUUAAAAAAAAAAAAAACGUAAGGCACCUAGUUGCAGUGAAUGAACUACAAGUACCACCCAUCAUCGGGCCUUUCAGGGGUACCAGGUUCACAUGGGCUGGAAGGGAAAUCCGCAUUUUAAGUACGACGCCCUCUACGGGAUACACAGCUCGUAUCUGGCAACACACACACACACACACGCACACACACACAUACAUAUAACCCACUCACGGCUGUCGUCACUGAGGUCAGGUAGACGGAGCGAAGAUGGCGACCGCCUACGAGAGAUACAAUCUGCACACCACCCCAGAGAAGUUCUUCAUCGAGGCCUGCGAUGAGGGGGCUGACGCUGUGCUGGCAAUCGACAGGGUCUCAAAUGAGAUGACCCUCGCAGGUAAAAAGGAUGUUCCUCCCUCAGCAGUCACCAGGCCUAUAUGUGGCAUCAUGGGAACCAUUCGCCUGGUGGCAGGGAUGUACCUGAUCGUCAUCACCAGGAAGAGGAACGUGGGCAGCCUCCUGGGCCACGCCGUGUGGAAGGCGGUGGAUUUUGAUGUGAUCUCUUACAAGAAGACGGUGCUGCACCUCUCGGAGAUCCAGUCGCAGGAGAAUAAGACCUUCCUGUCAAUGAUCAACAAUGUGCUGACUACAGACGGCUUCUACUUCUGUACCGACUACGACCUGACACACACACUGCAGCGGCUGGCCAACACCAGCCCCGACUUCCAGGAGAUGAGUCUGCUGGAGAGGGCAGAUCAGAGGUUCGUGUGGAACGGGAACCUCCUGAGAGAACUUGCUGCGCAGCCAGAGCUUCAUAAGUUUGCACUUCCUGUUGUCCAUGGAUUCAUCGUCAUGAAGCCAUGUCGUAUAAAUGGGAAGAUCUUUGAGUGGAUCCUCAUAUCCAGGAGAAGCUGCUUCCGGGCCGGCGUCAGAUACUACGUCAGAGGCAUCGACUCUGAGGGCCAUGCUGCUAACUUUGUGGAGACUGAGCAGAUAGUUUUGUAUGAGGGAGCAAAGGCUUCAUUUGUACAGACACGAGGCUCCAUGCCCUUUUACUGGAGCCAGAGGCCCAACCUCAAAUACAAACCUAAACCUAUAAUCAGCAAAACCACCAGCCACAUGGAUGGUUUCCAGAGGCAUUUCGACUCUCAGCUCCUCAUCUAUGGAAAGCAAACUAUUCUCAACCUGGUGAAUCAGAAGGGCUCAGAGAAGCCACUAGAACAGGCCUUUGCAAAGAUGGUGUCAGGCAUGAACAAUGGUAUGCUCAGUUACAUCGCCUUCGACUUCCACAAAGAGUGCAGCCACAUGCGAUGGGACCGUCUCCAGAUCUUAGUGGAUUCUGUCUCUGAGAUACAAGAUGAAUACGGCUACUUCAUGGUGAACUCAGAGGGGAAGACGGUGGCCCAAGAGAGAGGAGUCUUCCGCAGUAACUGCAUGGACUGCCUGGACAGAACCAAUGUCAUCCAGAGCCUGCUGGCCCGACGCUCCCUGCAGUCUCAGCUCCAGAGGAUGGGGGUGCUGAAUGUGGGCCAGCGGAUUGAAGAGCAGGCUGAGUUUGAGAAGAUCUACAAGAACGCAUGGGCUGACAAUGCCAAUGCAUGCGCUGUACAGUACGCAGGAACUGGAGCCUUGAAAACAGACUUCACAAGGACGGGGAAGAGGACCAGGUGGGGGCUGCUGAUGGAUGGCUGGAACUCCAUGAUCCGCUACUACAAAAACAACUUCUCUGAUGGAUUCAGACAGGACUCCAUUGAUCUGUUUCUGGGUAACUUUGCUGUUGAUGAGUCGGAUGGACCCACUCCACUUCGUGUGCAGAAGGACUGGAAGUUCCUCACGCUGCCCAUCAUCAUGCUGGUGGCGUUUUCCAUGUGCAUCGUGUGUCUUCUCAUGGCUGGUGACACGUGGACAGAGACCUUGGCCUAUGUGAUGUUCUGGGGGGCUGCGAGCGCCAUCACAGCCGCCAUCAUCCUGUUUAACGGCCAAGACUUUGUGGACGCCCCCAAACUGGUUCACAAGGAGAAGAUGGACUGAGUGGUGUGCGUGUGUGUGUGUGUGUGUGUGUGCGUGUGUGUGUGUGUGCGUGUGUGUGUGUGUGUGUGUGUGUGUGUGCGUGCGUGUGGAGCAGCUGGGCCCAGCAGGCUCAUAUACCUCGUCAUCUUCACCGUCAUCUUCCUCACGUCUGGACUCUAGACUGAUCUGCUGCCUCCACACUGUCCUCCAGACUCAGUCAGAUCAUCAUGUUUGACCUUCCUCUGCACACACUGCUUCACAUGGUUUGCUUUCCUCCUGCUGUAUCUUUAGGUUGGCUUUGCUGGUGUUAGGUUGUCAGUUGUACGGACGGUCUGUGAUGGGACUUCUUAUUUGUUUACCAUUUUUAAAAAAUUUUAAACCAGUAAAAAUGUUCUAACAAGACAUUUUCCAUUGUGCUUCAUGACACACAGCAGUUGAAGGCCCUACAUGCCCACGCAGGUGUUUCUGUCAGUUUUUUAAGAUGGGGUGGAGCUAUGCUGUACAUGAUGUGAUGUCACCAAACUCCACAUGCUACUACAAAAAUGAUAAACAGUGUAAGAUGUCCCAACACAAGAGGUAGUUGUUGAAACACCUGUGUGGGUGGAUUAUAUGUGUAGGCCCUUUAAAGCUGCAUUAAUUGUUUGUUCAUUAUUGAUUUGGUGUUGGGUGGGUUGGAAAUGAGGUUGAUAAGAGGAGGUGUUGAUCCUAAAACCAAAAUGAUGAACUGAAAGAAGCUAAAAAUAUUGGGUCAGGCUUCUCUCUGGAGCUCUAGCAACAACAGCUCAGUGAGCCAAUCAGAAGAGAGGAGGCUCUGAGCCUCUCUCCUGAUUGGCUGAGUGUUUUCUGAGUGAGCUAAUAAAAAUAUAGCAGAUUUCAGGUAAAACACUCAGAGAAACCAAAUCCUGCAAUGUUGGAUUGUGGAUCCAGGUGGGCGGGGCUUGGGGCAUGGCUGAAAGCGGUGACUGCGUUUCACAAGUCCUGACGGCGGGUUUUAAGGCUCAGUUUCUGAAUACAGGCUGUGUGCAUUUCUCUGUGGACUGAGGCUUUGAUACUUUCACAGUAUUAAUAUAGAAGCUAGACCUGAUCUAUAAUCAAACAACACAUGGACAGAGACCUUUGUACUAUAUAGACCUUUAAUAUCCAAAACAUUGAUUAGUGCAGCUUUAAAGAUACUUAAUGUAAUCACAUUCUUCCCAAACAGAUGAUUGUUCCCUUAAUGUCGAUCAACCCUAAACAGUCACAAUGAAAGAUGUGGGACUUCAACAUAUAGAUAACUCUAUACAGUUUGUACAUGUUGACUUCUCAGUGUAACGAGUCUUACAAACUUGCACAUGAAAUAUAAUAUUUGGCUAAUCUUUAUGUAACUGGAGUGAACAAUAUGUCUUCCUAUUAAGCUAAUUUAACAGAGUAUCUGUGAUGAUUCUGUUUUUAUUAAUGGCUUACUGCUUUCCUUCCUCACAAUCAUUAUUUUUGCACUUUGGAGAACCAUGACAUGUGCUGCCUGCACACAGCUGUUGAAGAUGUAUCCAUUUUGACCCAGUGGUAGUACUGCAGCGGAUCCAGACCUCUGCAACUCAGCCCACGUCUUCGAUUUGUUCAGUGAUUUAAAUCGGCGCUGACUGAAGGUUCUUUUGUUAAAAGCAGAGGGGUUGGCGAAGCAGUUGACCAAUUUAGAGCUUUGUAUUCUGGAUUAAGAAUGAAGACAUCUAUGGGCUCAAAUUAGGGUCAAAGAGUUUUUACCCUGUUUUUUACACCUGAAUCUGAUUGGACAAUAAUAGUCCAAUCACAAAGCAGAGUUGGGUCAGAGGGCAUGUGGUUCCGUGGCAUUCUUCUCUGCCUGAAAGGUGUAGUAGGUUUUCAAGAUGGAUGAGGGCGUGGACUCUUCUGUGACACAAGUGUGUUUGCAGACACACAAAGCUCAUUAAAUGUUUACCAUUAUUUUCUACAGCAUCAUCAAAUAAAAAUAAACCUGACAUUGUCCAUCUUGAAAAUCUACUACAGAGAAGAAGGUACAGAACCACCUGCCCUUUGAUUGGACUCUCCUUUGUGAUUGGAUUGUCAUUGUCCAAUCAGAUUCAGGAUUCAUUCUCUCUUUCUCGCUCUCUUCACAGGUUUAUAAAGGUUGAUGUACAACCACAAACUUUGGAAAUAUCUCUGUACAUCAUUUUACAAGCUCAGAACCUUUUUGACCCUAAUUUGAGCCCAUACCCAUUGUCUUCCUGAAUCUGUAGUUAGCUUCUUCGCUACAGAAGAUCACUGUACUGUUAAGAUCUGUAUGUCAUUAGCUUGAGAUCAACGAUGACACAUGGUUCACCAACUGAAGUUUUUAAUGCGUUUUAUCAUGUCAUAUUUUUUGUCAUCUUUCACAUCCUUACGGCAUAUGUACAUAUCACAUUCACAUUAAUCAUUUUUACGCCUCUGCGGCGGCAACUGCCAAAGCCAUAUUGUUUUCGGGUUGUCCAUCCGUCCCAUUCUUGUGAAUGCACUACCUGAGUAACACCUUGACGGAACUUCUGCAAAUUUGGUACAAAUGUCCACUUGGACUCAACGAUGAAUUGCUUAGAUUUCUGUGGCUAAAGGUCAAGGUCAGUGUGACCUCACAAAACACUUUUUAGCCUUUAAUCAAGACUUCACACAAUUAUGACAAAAUUUCACCAUUAAAUAGUUAAUAUUUUAUAUGACUCUGGAUACACAAAGUUAAACUAGUCUGAGUGGCGGAGGCAUACAACCACGAGGCGGCCAUUCUCAGUGAUGUAUCCGUCUCAUAGACCUAGUUUUCAGCCAACACAGAAGUACGCCAGAGAAAUAUGUAAAUUCAAGAAAUGUGAUUUCUGUAAAUCAACUCAUAACAACCUGUACAGCUGAUGUGAUGUCAUUUUUCUACCGCUAGAAGAAGAUAACAUCAUUCUUAGUUCCACCUACAAAGCAUCGGUCGGUUGAUUGUUUCUCCACUGGGGGAAACGGCUGUCGAUGAGCCGCCAGACACAUUUGAAUCUCUGAGUAAAUCGUUGAGCUGAGUGGUGAUUCAAAGGUCUGGAAAGCAAUCGGUCACCAUCUUUUUAACAGCAUUAUAUACAUGUAGGUUUUAGCCUGUUCAUCUCAGUUCAUGCCACGGACGGUUCGGGCUCCAUGAUCUCGCGUGCACCUAUUCAUGAAUGUUCUCAGUCUGGUUCAGUUGCCUGUUUCCUCACAGAGGAUUGGGGUUUGUGGUUCUCUAGACUAGAACAGAAUGAAUCCGACUCAUCUCUGGGAUCACUGCCUUACACAGCUGCCCCUCAGUGGAGAGGACACGAACUGAACCUUUCAUAUCGUCAGUAAAGAUCUGAUAGGGUUUUGAAACCGUCCUCUGAUGUUGAUUUAAGUUGGUCGUAGGAGAAUCGGUCACUAUCCCUUCUCGGUCUGUGUGUGAUGUUACAUACAAGCUGUGCGGUGCGAGGUUUGGUUUCUCAUGUAUCAGAUCACACCAACAUGCCCUUCGAUGAUUGAUUGAUUGGUUGAAUGAUUGAUUGAGUUUAAAACUUUUGUCUAAACAUUUAUCUAGCUGGACUCUUAUCAUGCUAGCAUUUCCAAGAGGUUGUAGAAUCUUGAUCUGAACUUUGUAAGUUUGGGUGACAGUUUAAGGUCAAGGUCCACGUACGGACAGAGUCCUGAAGUGCUGAAGAGUUUUUAUUCCUCCGUGACAGCGACAGUCAGCGCCAGAGGCACAUUGUUUUCAGGUUGUCCAUCUGUCUGUCCCAUUUUCAUGGACAUGAUAUCUCAGUAAUGCCUUGAAGGAACUUGGUGGUCAAAGGUCAUGGUGAAGGUGACCUCACAGAGACUGGUGUUGGCCCUUUGAACACUAUCUUGGGAAGUCUUCAAGGGAAUCCCUUCACCUUUGGCACAUGUCCAUUGGGACUCUAAGAUGAACUGAUUAGAUUUUUGUGAUCAAAGGUCAAAGGUCAGUGUGACCUCACUAAACACUUUUUAGCCUUGACUCAAGACUUCACAGCAAUUGUGACAAAGUUUUACACAAAUGGUUCAUAUUUUCUAUGACAAACGAUAAACAGGGAUGUGACCUGAAACUAGUCUGAGUGGAGGAGGCAGGCGAUUCUAGUUGGAUCUGUUGUGAUCAAGAUAACUUGUGCAUAAUAAUAGCUUGUGCAAACAAGAUGGAAUGAUGUGCACACGAGAUAAUAACUUGUGGAUGUUAACUUCUGCACACAAGAAAAACAUUUUUCAGGACUUCAGGUACUCUGUACUUACUACUUUCAGCUGCAUCUUAUGGUUUGGUUGUAUGCUCGGUUGAGUUGCUGGUAAACAGCAGCAGUAAGUGCACCUUGAGGUUUUUUUUUAUUUUUAUUUUUUUAGUCAAACCUUUCACAAACUCCAUAAUGAAUGUUCAGUGAUGUCAUGUAAUUUGUACUGUGCAGGUGAAGUCCUUGAAAUACCUGCACAUUUUAAAAUGAGAUCUGUAUUAACAGAUUUGAUUUAUAUAAUCCAUGGGUGGAAGUGAUGUUUCAUUCAGUCAGUAAAUAUUUUCUUUCUCUCGUGCACAGCCUGAAGGUUUCACACUUAUUCAGUAGACCUUGAUUUGUUUUUGAUGUGAUUAUUAUAUCUACUAAUCAACACUGAGCUCAUGUUCUUUUUUUACUUUUCCUGGGAAUUUGGGGCUUUUAGAAACGUGGGGGAGGGGCUCGAUAAGAUUUUCGACAGCAACACUUUGAACGUGUGUUUGAAAGUUGUUGUUAGGAUCAUUAAGAAGCUGGUGAAACACAGAUACUUUGCCUACCAAGUUUACAAUUUGUGUUACAAGUUUGCAGAUGGUGUUACAACCCUGUGCAGGACAGCUGAUGUUGAUGUUUUUAUGUGUGUGGGUUGCUCAUUAAGUGUCACAUAUUAGGAACAGUGGGGUUGUAUAGUUCUAAAUGUAUCAUUUAUCUACAAGUCUAAUCUGAGGUAUCGGAGGCCGGAAUCAGUUUAGUUUGUGGUGGAACGUGUCUCCUCAGUGGUCUUCACUGCUCUCCUUCCAGAACCAGACUUCAUCCAGUGGUUUCUGUAAUUGUCAAUAAACUUCAGUGAACACACAGA